Messenger RNA from Chlorocebus sabaeus (green monkey), 845 nucleotides. RefSeq names its product keratin associated protein 12-1 (gene KRTAP12-1). Gene Ontology annotation, cellular component: keratin filament. Lineage: Eukaryota; Metazoa; Chordata; Mammalia; Primates; Cercopithecidae. The record is from RefSeq and is a predicted model, not a curated record.
GGCAGGUGGAGCUAAAACUGCCUGCGCAUCACCAAUAAAUUUGGGCAGGUUCCAAAUGUAACAAGAGCUUGAAGAAGGUGCAAUUAGUCAUGAAACAAAGGGCCAAAUAAAAAACAUGAGCAUCUACAACAGAAAACUGGGUUCCAGAAAACAGCCUUGAGGAAGAAAAACAAGGAAGACAACAGAUGCGCGCGUCUGUGCUGUGGGGACGCCUGGGUCCAGGUAUAAAGGCUGCCCAGGGAAGCUGUCCCCAGACAUCACUGCCCUCCGCCUCGACCUUAUCUAGCCACACACCACCAUGUGCCAUACCAGCUGCUCCUCAGGCUGCCAGCCAGCCUGCUGCGUGUCCAGUCCCUGCCAGGCAUCCUGCUGCGUGCCUGUGGGCUGCCAGUCUUCCGUGUGUGUGCCCGUGAGCUUCAAGCCAGCCGUGUGUGUGCCUGUGAGCUGCCAGUCCUCCGUGUGCGUGCCUGUGAGCUGCAGGCCCGUCGUGUAUGCGGCUCCCUCCUGCCAGUCCUCCGGGUGCUGCCAGCCCUCCUACACCAGCGUCCUCUGCAGACCCAUCUCCUGCGGCAUCCCUUCCUGCUGCUGACCACGAAUCUCCAGACCCGCUGCUCCCAGUGCAGAUGAGGCCACACCUGCACACUCCCCGGAUGAAUCCUCAGUUGGUCUUCUGCACAUGGGGCAGGUGAAAAGCAUGCUCGGUGAACCCUGUGAAUUCUGGAUCGAGAAUAUGACAGAAUGAUCUGGAGCCCUUGCUGACCUUGCCCAUCCCUCCAGGGAAGUCCGGGGUCCCAGAGUCAUUCUCUGACCCCAUGAGAGCCAAAUAAACCAGCUUUCCCUAUGCA